CUCCAACACACUCCACUCCACUCCACUCUCCAGUGCACUCCACACACUCUGCUACUAGCUACCAAUGACAAUGGGCGUGGGGCGUGCAACAAGAAGGAUGCAAGGCAGGAGUUCCAUGUCGGUCUUGCUGGUGUCGUUGCUGCUGCUGGCGGCGGCGGCCGGUGUUUCCAGCCGAGCCACGUACACGGGCAGCAGCACCGCAGGUGCCGGUGCAAGUGUGACGACGACGGCGCCGCCGAAGAAGCAUGUUGAUGGGAAGAAGCAGCAGGUGCCGGCGCUGGUGGUGUUCGGCGACUCGAUCGUCGACCCGGGCAACAACAACGCCAUCAGCACCAUCGUCAAGGCCAACUUCGCGCCCUACGGCCACGACUUCGGCGCCGACCACCGCCCCACGGGCCGCUUCUGCAACGGCAGGAUCCCCACCGACUUCAUCGCCUCCAGGCUCGGCCUCAAGCAGCUCCUCCCGGCGUACCUGGCCCCGAACCUGACGACGCACGACCUGCUCACCGGCGUCAGCUUCGCGUCGGGCGGCACGGGGUACGACCCGCUCACGGCGCAGCUCGCCUCCGUCAUCUCCAUGACGGACCAGCUCCGCAUGUUCGACGAGUACAAGGCCAGGGUCCGCGCCGCGGCCGGCGACGCCGCGCUCUCGGAGAUCCUCGCCAGGGGCGUGUUCGCGGUGUGCGCCGGCAGCGACGACGUGGCCAACACCUACUUCACCAUGCGCGCGCGGAGCUCCUACUCGCACGCCUCCUACGCGUCGCUCAUGGUCGCCCACGCCACCGCCUUCCUCGACGGCCUGCUGGCCGCGGGCGCCCGCCGCGUCGCCGUCAUCUCCAUGCCGCCCAUCGGGUGCGUGCCCUCCCAGCGCACGCUCUCGGGCGGCAUGGGGCGCGAGUGCUCCCCGGACCACAACGAGAUCGCGGAGCUGGUGAACUCGGGAAUGGGCACCGCCGUCGACACCCUCAAGGCGAAGCACCCGGGGGCGAGGGUGAUGCUGAUGGACAUCUACGGGUACCUGCUGGACAUGAUGGUGCGGCCGGACGGGUACGGGUUCAGGGAGUCCACGCUGGGCUGCUGCGGCACGGGCAUGAUGGAGGUCGCCGUGCUGUGCAACGGCGUCACGUCGGCGGUGUGCGGGGACGUGGAGGAGUACUUGUUCUGGGACAGCUACCACCCCACCGAGAAGGCCUACAGGAUCCUCGUUGACUACGUCUACGACAACUACCUCAAGGAGCUCAUCGCCUAGGCCUACCUAUAUAUCCUUGCUGUAACCCCUACCUUGCAUUAUUCUCUGGGAGUUUCGUUUCCAUUCAUUGCGUCUGUAUUGUGCACGUAGCACCUUGUGACAACAAUUGUCAAUUAUUGUUGAUCUUUAAGAGGUCA
This is a messenger RNA of Triticum urartu, 1386 nucleotides long. Its product is annotated as GDSL esterase/lipase EXL3-like. Gene Ontology annotation, molecular function: hydrolase activity, acting on ester bonds. The record is from RefSeq and is a predicted model, not a curated record. Lineage: Eukaryota; Viridiplantae; Streptophyta; Magnoliopsida; Poales; Poaceae.